Molecule: messenger RNA, 1467 nt
Organism: Pseudozyma hubeiensis SY62
Lineage: Eukaryota; Fungi; Basidiomycota; Ustilaginomycetes; Ustilaginales; Ustilaginaceae
Product: likely delta-12 fatty acid desaturase
Exons: 1
Coding region: 1-1467 (488 amino acids)
Biological process (GO): lipid metabolic process
Molecular function (GO): oxidoreductase activity
Source: RefSeq, a predicted model, not a curated record
AUGUCGUCCGCCGUCGCAGCCAACGUCACCGCUGCUGGUCAGCGUGCUGGCAAGAAAGCAGCCGCCACAGCCAAGCCCAGCAAGACCGAAACCGUUCGAUACUCGCACCGCAAGGCUGCCACCUACGAUGAGAAGGACAUCCCUACCUUUGACGUGCCCCAGUUCACCGUCAAGGACCUUCUUUCUGCUAUCCCUGCUCACUGCUUCGAGCGCUCGGCUUUCAAGUCGUUCACAUACGUCUUUGCCGACUUUGCCAUGAUCGCUGCUCUCGGCUACGCCGCCAGCUUCAUCGACCCCACCGUCGCAAGCACCUUCUCCGGACUCAAGUCCAACGCCGUUUCGCCGUACGUGUCCCUCGGCGUCCAGCAGGCCGCCGUUCGAUUCGCUGCCUGGUCUGCCUACUGGAUCCUUCAGGGUAUGGUCUUCACCGGUGUCUGGGUCAUCGCCCACGAGUGCGGCCACCAGAGCUUCAGCACCAGCAAGACGCUCAACAACGCCGUCGGCUGGGUUCUCCAUUCGGCUCUGCUCGUGCCCUACCACUCUUGGAGGAUCUCGCACGCACGCCACCACGCCGCCACCGGUCACCUCACCCGUGACGAAGUGUUUGUCCCCCGCACUCGCCAGCAGCGCGGCCGCCUCCCCCUCCAGCCCGCCCCUCAGUCCGCCGACGACUCCAACGACGAGGACGCCGUCGAGAAGGAGGUUGGCGCCUCGGUCCAGGCUGAUGAGACCUUCGGCGAGUGGCUCGCUGAGAUCCUCGAGGAUGCCCCUGCCUACAACCUGCUCUACAUCUUCAUCCAGCAGCUUCUCGGCUGGCCUCUGUACCUGCUCCGCAACGCUUCCGGCCAGCUCCACUACCCCAAGUUUACCAACCACUUCAACCCGGAUGCUAUCAUCUUUGACAAGCGCCACCGCACGCAGAUUGUCGUCUCCGACAUCGGUAUCGCCGCUACGCUCAGCGCCCUCACCGCUUGGGGAAUGCUUUCCAAGGGCGGCUUCUCGGACGUCUUCCGAUACUACGUCAUCCCUUACUUGUGGUGCAACAACUGGCUGGUCAUGAUCACCUACCUCCAGCACACCGACCCUGCCCUUCCCCACUACAAGGCUGAGGCAUGGACCUUCCCGCGUGGCGCUCUCUGCACCAUCGACCGCAACUGGCUCGGUCCCGUCGGCCCUUACUUGUUCCACGGUAUCGCCGAGACCCACGUGCUCCACCACGUCUCGAGCAAGAUCCCUCACUACAACGCUUGGGAGGCCACCGAGGCGCUAAAGGAGCGUCUCGGUCACCACUACGUCAAGAGCACCGAGAACAUCUUUGUCUCGCUCUGGAAGAGCAUCAACACGUGCAAGUUUGUCGACGAGAACGACCAGGUCGCUUUCUACCGCACUGUUGACGGUGUUCCUCACCGCGUUAUCUCUCCGGACAGCACCUACGCUUCCGACUCGGGCAUCGCCAUGUCUGAGUAA